This is a messenger RNA of Pungitius pungitius (ninespine stickleback), 1095 nucleotides long. It is a transcript of the gene fgf4, whose product is annotated as fibroblast growth factor 4. Gene Ontology annotation, cellular component: cytoplasm. The transcript is spliced from 4 exons. Gene Ontology annotation, molecular function: fibroblast growth factor receptor binding; growth factor activity. Bases 30 to 707 code for a protein of 225 amino acids. The record is from RefSeq and is a predicted model, not a curated record. Lineage: Eukaryota; Metazoa; Chordata; Actinopteri; Perciformes; Gasterosteidae. Gene Ontology annotation, biological process: positive regulation of cell population proliferation; regulation of cell migration; fibroblast growth factor receptor signaling pathway.
UCCAGCCAGUGCGCCUGUCGGGUCCGGGAAUGAGCGCAACUUGCAGCCGCUCCUCUCUUCCGCUCCGCUGCACAUUCUUCUUGUUCCCGCCUCACCGGGAAGGCAGAGCCGGACCCGGGAUGGGCUCUGUGGGGGCCCUGCGGACUGUCCUCGUGUUGGGCCUGGUGACCGGACUGGCGGGAUGCGCCCCCGGUUUGAACGGCACAGCGGACCGCUGGGAGGCCCUCUACUCCCGGUCCCUGGCGCGGAUCCCAGGGGAGAAACGCGAGGAGGUUCGCCGGGACGGCGACUAUCUCGUGGGCAUUAAAAGGUUGCGUCGCCUCUAUUGCAACGUGGGGAUUGGCUUUCAUAUUCAGGUGUUACCGGACGGCAGAAUAACGGGAGUACACAAUGAAAAUCGGCACAGUGUCCUGCAGAUCUCUCCGGUGGAGAGAGGAGUGGUGACUCUGCUGGGCGUUCGCAGCAGUCUCUUUGUGGCCAUGAACCAAAGAGGAAAGCUGUACGGAUCUUUACACUACAACAACGAGUGUAAGUUCAGAGAGAAGCUCCUCGCCAACAACUACAACGCCUAUGAGUCAGUGGCCUACCCGAGGAUGUACAUCGGCCUGAGUACUCGCAGUGAACCGUCCUCUGGAGGUGGCGCCGAUGUGAUGGAUGACUUUGUUCAGGAGAUAAAGGAGAGCAUAAAAGCUGUUCAGCACAUCUAACAACGUGGCCUCCAAGGUGAUGGCGGCGCUUCCACUUUGGUAGACUGUGACGUUCUACAUAGCCUGCGUCUUCAGGGUUCAGAGGUACACCACAUUGGGUACAUUGCUUAACUACCCCUUUAGAGUUGCCCUAAGGCUGUUUAAAGGAAAAAACUUCAACAUGUCUUUUAGGCCUUUUUAUGACAGAAAGAUACUGUUUUUAUGUAAUAAAUAGCAGCUUAGAUAAUGUUUGGAUCCAAAUGAAUAAACCAACAAAACUAAAACAACCUUGGAAUCAUCUAGAUCCAACGAAAUGCUUUUCUUUUCUCUAUCUGUCUGGCAUUCUCUAGCUUCCUGGCACUUUGCAACGUGGCCUUGGCCACAACAGGACAGGUGUCCACACAGCUUC